AAGUUUGCAGAAACGAAAGCAGCAGCCCAAUUGGGAGCUCCACUCCACCCCACCCAACUCGCCGCCACCUCUCAUGGCGACUGCUGCGACCACCACCAGGAGGCCGAGCGGCCCCGUCCUCUCGGCCGCGCACUACCGCUACGCCUCGCCCACGCGCGUCUCGCUCUCCGGCGCCGGGCAGUCCGUCAGCGUCAGCGUCUCGUCGUCGUCGCGGGGCCGACGGACCUGCAUGUGCUCGCCGACCAGCCACCCGGGCUCGUUCCGCUGCAGCCUGCACAAGGAGCGCGCGACGAAGCCGCCGCCGCCGCCCCUGACCACCACCAGCCGUCUGUGCGCGGCGGGCAGGCGGAUGGGCAGCGCGCUGGUGCGGAUCGGCGCCGUGGAGGGCGGCCAGUGCGCGCGCCGCGCGCUCGCGGCCACCACGGCGCAGCACCGCCGCCGCGUCGGCGCCGGCGCCGGCCGGCCCCGCCCUAGCCGCCUCUCCGCCGUCUCCGUGGCCGGCGACCGCCCCGGCGACAACGGCCACCUAUAGACCCGCCGCCGACUUGCCACCGUACCGUGUAGAGCUAGCCUAGCGGCACUAGUAGUAACAGUAUAGUACUAGCAUCGUAGUAAUAAUAAUAAAAAAAUUUGGACCGGCGGUUAACUAGAACAAGACCAGAGCAGAGCCGGGAGGUUGGAGCGCUGGAUCAGGACUAGUUUUGGGAGCCUGGUCCAUGGAUCAUCACCAUCAUCCAGGGAAAAAGGCUCUCUCUUUCUCUUGUACGUGUACUGUGUACAUAGAAUUGCAGAUGAUGGGAUGCAUGCGAGUGUCCAGUUUGGAUUUCUUGGA
Zea mays is the source of this 832-nucleotide messenger RNA. Its product is annotated as serine-rich protein. Lineage: Eukaryota; Viridiplantae; Streptophyta; Magnoliopsida; Poales; Poaceae. The record is from RefSeq and is marked validated. The transcript has a single exon. Bases 74 to 532 code for a protein of 152 amino acids.